Molecule: messenger RNA, 2293 nt
Organism: Silurus meridionalis
Lineage: Eukaryota; Metazoa; Chordata; Actinopteri; Siluriformes; Siluridae
Product: interleukin-6 receptor subunit alpha-like
Exons: 10
Coding region: 172-1911 (579 amino acids)
Biological process (GO): cytokine-mediated signaling pathway
Cellular component (GO): external side of plasma membrane; membrane
Molecular function (GO): protein binding; cytokine receptor activity
Source: RefSeq, a predicted model, not a curated record
UUAAGAACUGUCUUCAAUUAGACAGACUAGAUUCUAGAACACCAGAAAUGAUAACAUGAGGUGAACUGUAAUGAUGCAUCCUGUAAGUUUCCCAUGAUGUUUGUUUUGUUCCUAUUUGUGAUUCGCUUAAAACUUCUCAUCGACUGCAAUCAUUUGGUGAACUACUGAGCCAUGAGCCUUCCGACUCCACUUUCUCUUCUCAUACUGUUUGCAGCCACUGUCCACUGUGGUCAGGAGAGUCCUGUAUGUCCUCGCAAAGAAUCCAAUCCUGGAAUACUGGCCUUGAAGGUGGGGUCAGAGGUCAUCAUGGGCUGCAGGGGCGAUGUCACUGUGGAUACAGUACCAUUAGUGAAGAGUACAAAGCACAAAGAGAAAAUUGAAAAAAGAGAAGACGUAACAAGCUAUUGGACAAUUCAAAAAGCCAAAGAAAGUCCUGCUACUAUGGGGAUACACCAUCCAGAAACUCUGAACUCCGCCUCCACUGGAAAUUACAGACUGGAUGCUGUAACUGGAAUAUAUGCUAAAGUCAGUGAAUCUGUGAGCACUGCUAACCCGGUUAAAAGCUCAUCAAAGGAGCAAAUGGGAACUGGCCAAAUUUUGCAGGCUGUCAAUCAAACCUCUAAUCUCAAAAGUUUGGGUAGAGUCACAGAAGAAGGAGGGGCUUUUAGUGUAACCAUGGAAAUGGGGUUGAGCACUAAGAAGAGCACGGUCACAAAAUAUGAGGAGGAAGAUGAGGACUAUGAUGAGAGCAUGGAGGCAUUGAGAGUGACCAGGUCUAUUAAGAGGCAGGCACGAUGGGCUAAGAAUGGUAAACCCCUGCACGAUGGUGUGGAACAUGGUGGGGUUUUGAGACUUCCUGCUCUUCAGUUGACGGACUCUGGAAACUACAGCUGCUACAGGAGAGGCAAACUAGUCUCAUCGAUUAGAAUCAGCGUUGGCAUUCCUCCAGAGAGUCCUACUUUGUCAUGCUACAAGAAAUCGCACACCAGCAAAAUCCGGUGUGAGUGGAUAUCUAAAAAUCCCAUCAUUCCACACCCUCAGUGUUACCUGCUCCUAAAGAAAGGAUUGGACAAGGACACCCAUGUGAAAUGUUCGUACUCUUUUAACAAAUCCCGUUGCUGGUGCGCGUUUCCCAGUGAAGGGAUUGACAGAAACUCCUAUACAGCUAAACUAUGUGUGACUAACAUUGCAGGCAGUGCCAUCAGCUCGCCAUUCCACUACAUUCCUCAAAACAUCAUUAAACCAGACCCUCCAACUCGAGUUAUGGUAAAUCCAGUGGUCGGUGAGCCUAGCACGCUGAAGAUCUCCUGGUCUUUACCUGCCACCUGGAGGCAGAGCUUUUACUACACCCUUCAGUUUCAAAUCAGAUAUCGUCCAAUAGAUGCCAAAAAGUAUCAGCAGGUGGACACAGAUGAUACAGAGUUAUUAUGGCUGAUUUCAGAUGUUCUUUCACACAAGACAUACGAGAUUCAGAUACGAGCAAAAGAUGAGUAUGAUGGGCAAUGGAGUGACUGGACCAGUUCUGAGUAUGCACGCACAUGGACAGCUCCUAAAACCACUGCUGUUCCUGAUAUUAAUACCAGUAUGGAUCCACUAUGGACAUUUCCUGAAGGUUCUGGGGAGUCCGACAAUGAAGUGGACAUUAGACCUGCUCCUGACGGUGAUGCUGUAAAAUGGGUAUAUGUGCUGUGGGUGCUUGGAGUCAGUCUCUUUAUCACCAUUGUUAGUUUCUCUGCCUACUCCCUCAGACAACGAAUAGCAUUCAUGUCAAAAAAGAGAAAGCAGAGUAUCUCUUCGGACUACACUUGUUCUUCACCUGCCCCUCUCCUUCAGCAGCCCCUAAAAAGCCCUCAUCAGGAAGGGGAAGGCAUCCACUUGCACAAUGUGGACUACUUUUUUUCCUCUAUGUGAAUCUUCUCGGUCUUGAGCAACAAGCUGUUACAGUGCGAAGACCUAUUUCUCUGAAAACACACCCAGAACUUCUCAAUCUCUCCCUCUCCCUCACUCUCUCUCUCUCUCUCUCUCUCUCUCUCUCUCUCUUUCUCUCUAUUUUUCUCCCUCCAGCCAAUUUCCCUCCAGCCAUCUGCAUUUAGCUACAUUAUGCUGAGAUUCAGGCAACUGAACUGUUACUGUGGAUAAUUAUAAGUUUUAUGUAAAUAUGCAGCUGUUUUUUUUUCUUUUAAUAAUCAAUCUUUCCCUGAAUAACCCUAUUUAGUGUUUGUUCAUUUGUUCAAAAUGUUCACUCGUGGAUUUGAUGUGUUGGUUUACUAUUAAAGAUUGCUUAUUUUUGUGA